This is a messenger RNA of Rhodofomes roseus, 1707 nucleotides long. RefSeq lists its product as uncharacterized. The record is from RefSeq and is a predicted model, not a curated record. Gene Ontology annotation, molecular function: protein binding. The coding region runs from base 1 to 1707 and encodes 568 amino acids. The transcript has 6 exons. Lineage: Eukaryota; Fungi; Basidiomycota; Agaricomycetes; Polyporales; Fomitopsidaceae.
AUGGACGGCGGGGCGAGAACUGGCUCGGGGAACAUAUUCGGGGUGACGCUGCACGUCGAGGCUGCUGGCGAAAGGCCAGCAGAGACGUUGACGUUCCUCAAGGUCGCCACCAGAGCCGUCAUCAUCGGCCGCCAAUCUAAGCAAGGACGCCUGGAGCCUGAGAGUGCCGUCCCCCGCAACGCCCUUUUCCUUUGUCCCGUAGUCAGUCGCAAGCAUGCCAAGAUCACCUUCACGGAAUAUGGCAACGCGUACGUCAUGGACUUGCGUUCCCACCAUGGAACGCACAUCCUCCGCCCGGGUGAAACGCUCGCCAAGAUGCUCGAGCCCGAGAUUGCUACCGUCCUCGCCGACGGAGACAUCAUCACAUUUGGCAAGAGUGUCGGGCGCGACAGGGACCUCGUACUGCCCGUCGUCGCGCGCGUACAGCUCCUCUUCGCACCAGCUGCAGCAGCUCUCGCACCGCCACUACCCGAGCGCAUAUCCAUCUCUCCCGACACGGCUCCUUCAGAGCAGUCGCCCGCUCCCGGGACGUCCGGGCGAUACGGAAUUUACGUAUCGUCCGACUCCUCGGCAUCGUCAUCGGCCGGAGAUUCUGACAUCGAAGAGAUCCCCCCGCCGCCGCCGGCGGUCUUCUCGCCUUCGCUGAGAGCGAGGACAUCGCAAUCAUCUCAGGCAUCCAGCCUCAGUGGUAGACUGCAGCUUCUGAGAAACCUGUUACCCGCCGCACCCUCCACUUGUGUGGACGAACCCAUGCCGACUGCUUUCACGCAGCUCCUUGCCCUUCCUAUUUCCGGUGCGAUAGACGCUGACAGUUCAUCGUCUGAGAGUUCAUCCUCUUCCGCGGACUCUUACGCAAGGGACGAUGACGAUCUGUACAUGGAGGAGCCUUCCAUACAGCCCGGCCAUGCCCUGUUCGACGAGUGGCACAGUCUCUACGAGCCACCAAGUCCCAGGCCUGUGGGCAGCUUCGAGGUUCCGCGCGCACACUCCACGGAAGUGCAGCCCCCCUCCCCUGUCGGUGCAGACGCCGAGCCUUUCCCUGGCCAGCUCGAGAUUCAGAACGAUCGUCCAAUGAGCCCUGUCCCUCCAGUCUUGCUCACCGCCCUCGAGGACAGCAUCCAGACUGCCCGAGAGGACAUCUCCGUGCUACGCCAGACCCGCAGUACGGACGAGGAGCGCUUCGAGGAGCACGUCCGUGAGAUGAAGGCGCGCCUCGCCGCUCUCGACGAGGCCAUCCGCGUGCCCGCUCAGUCUGCGGCUGAGCGUGAUGCGGCGGUGACAAAUGUCGUAGCGCGCAUGGAGGCCUUGCAGGGGCAGAUGACCGCGUUAGAGCAUCGCGCGGCUGACGUCGGACCUCUCGAAGACGGUCUGAAGGAGAUCAGGGCGAUGCUAGAAGAGAUCAAGAUGAUCCGCGAGAACGGCGAGAGGCAGGUCGCACUCGAGCUCGAGGCCGUCCGGGUCGCUCGUACACAGGCGGAGGCUGCGGCAGCGGAGGCUGUCGCGCGGCUGGCUGCGAACCCGCUGAAGCGCAAGCGUUCCGAAGACGACGACUUCUACAUGGACGACGAUGCGGGUGAUGUACGCGUUGUCGUGCCUAUGCCGAAACGCAGGCGCAUGGUUGGCCGCGUUGCGACGAUGCUCGCGCGGACGGCGACCGUGGCGACAGUCGGUGCUGUUGCGGCAUGGACGGCUCUUGCCUUCGCGUGA